This is a messenger RNA of Megalops cyprinoides (Indo-Pacific tarpon), 2138 nucleotides long. RefSeq names its product WD repeat domain 73 (gene wdr73). The transcript has 8 exons. Gene Ontology annotation, molecular function: protein binding. Lineage: Eukaryota; Metazoa; Chordata; Actinopteri; Elopiformes; Megalopidae. Gene Ontology annotation, biological process: cytoplasmic microtubule organization. The coding region runs from base 9 to 1154 and encodes 381 amino acids. The record is from RefSeq and is a predicted model, not a curated record. Gene Ontology annotation, cellular component: spindle pole; cytosol.
UGUGGAAGAUGGAGGAAACUUCACUCGAGGAUGAUAUAGAUGAGUGGUUUAUCGAGUCAUUGCACAUAUAUACUGAUCUUCACGUAUUCGAACUUCAGCAACCAACCCAAGUCAUCGAGUGGACUGCAGAAAAAAGUAUAUGCGUGGCAGGUUACUCAACUACAAAUAAGAAUGAAAUAUUGGAGCUCCUUCUCCCACAAAAGCUUUUUGCCAGAGAUAACCAGGGUCUUUGUCCUGAAAGAGAUUUUCGAGUGGAUCAUGGUGCUUUCACUGAGGAGCCUGUUAACUGCUUAAGGCACAUUCCAGGGACCAGGUGUGUGGUUACCAGUGGAGCUGCUGGCUCCAGCCUGCAGAUUUGGCAGAUUGGAGAUGGGGACAGUGAUGUCAUCAGGAAGACAGGGUGCAUAGAGCUCAAGAAUAACUCGAAUAAAAGGUGCAAGAUCGGCGCUGGACUAACUGAAACUGCAUGCAUUUUACAUGGCUCUGAACUCCGGGAUAUCCAGCUAACUGAGCUACCCUCAGGAAAGGUGCUCUACAAAGCAGGGUCAGAUUCGUCCGAUUCAGUGAGCAGUCUGCAGUUUGUCAGCGCCAGUGUGUUUUUGGUGUGCACGGAAAGCGGUGACCUGUGCGUGGAGGACACACGUGUUCCUUCGUCCCUUCUGCACACCCCAGCUAGAGAGCAGGGAGGACACCGUUGGUGCAUGGGGCUAAAGAAAGGUCCCUCCCCAUCGGAUGCUGCCUCCUGCAAGGUGGCACGGCUCUCCUCCUCCUGUCAGGUUAUCGUGUCAGACCUGAGGGAUCUGAGGCAUCCUUUGUGUCGGGCUCAUCUGCGUGUCCAACACAGUUGUCCCAGCAGUGACUUCAUGAAUGUGACAUGGGCCCCUGCUCUGAAUGAUCACCUUGCAGUUUCAGGUUUUGAUGGAGUGGUACAAAUCUAUGACACCACAUCUUGGAGACCAGAAUCAGUAGAAUCACAGCCAGUGUUUGUGCACAGAGGUCACAUGAUGUCGUCAGGAUCUGAGGUUGACACUGACCCUGCUGUUGUCACAACGCAUGUGUGGCAUCCGUGGAGACCCCGGACUGUUCUGUCAGCUGCUACCAAUGGAUCUUUACAUGUCUGGGACUGGAUUGACAAAAGAGAAGCCAGCUGUUAAGGCACAAUGACAUUUGACCAGCUCCUUUGGUUUCUGUCUACUGAGGUCAUUUGCUUUCUGGACCUUGCCUGAAGACUACCGAUUGACAUGUGUGAUGAUGCUUGAUUUUUGAAUAUGUAAAAACUACUUUUUUCCCUAACAUACAAAAGUAAUGUGUGUUUUGGGCUUGGAGGACACCAAGUAAUGGUGGUUAUCAGGAAAGCACUUGUAAUUUUAGUAGAUAGCUUGCACAGGGGAAACUAAACCAGGGUCUGUUGUAACUGCUAACUACCUAAUGUUAGCUACUUAACACUGAAACAAGUGUAACCCCUGUGAUCAUGAGCUGAGCAUUCAAACAUGUCCUUGUUUGUUUUUUAUACAAACUUAUCCAGACAGUGGAGGAAUAGAUGUGAAUCCACGUGGGUUCUCCAAAAUAUUGCAGUUGAAAGUUUUCAGCAUGUACUUAUUACAGUAAAGAAAAUCAUAGACAUAUAUUUCCAUUGGACUUAAACAACUGAUGCACCUGUGACACUGGUCAUGUGUAGUCAGCAAAAAAGAUGAGACACAGCCUUUGCACAUUGCUCUGACCUACGCAGAAUAUAAGACUUCAUGGAGAAACAAAUGACACGUAGUUUUUGUACAAUUAGUCAGUUUAAUGUGGCACAAGGUACAGUGGAUCAAUAUGGUUUCCUCUGACUUACAACAGGCACAUAUCUAGAGAACAUACACAGGCAAUCCCAGUAUAUUACAGUACAUUUAAUGAUUGGCACAGACAGUGGAAUGACUCUCAUAGCAGACAUUUAUUCAUUUUUUUCCAGAUACAAAAUGAUUUUUGCUUACUGAAUUUCAGUGUAUACAUCACACUCUGUUAAAUGACUAAAACAAAAACUGUCAUUUUGACUAAAAGUAUCAAAAUAAAGAUCACACACAGACUGAGAUUACGGAGUGUGAUAUUCCUUAGAUUUCUGACCCUAAAAUGUCAAGUACUGUGUUGUCACACAAACA